Molecule: messenger RNA, 2105 nt
Organism: Fundulus heteroclitus (mummichog)
Lineage: Eukaryota; Metazoa; Chordata; Actinopteri; Cyprinodontiformes; Fundulidae
Gene: matn3a
Product: matrilin 3a
Exons: 7
Coding region: 135-1640 (501 amino acids)
Molecular function (GO): calcium ion binding
Source: RefSeq, a predicted model, not a curated record
GACGUGUGUCUGCUGAGAUCUUCUCAUAUGUGGAGGUGGGCAAUCCCCUGCAGGGCAGAGCAGAGCAGGUUUAUUCUGGUACCCCAGACCCUGUGAGGAUACACUGAGCCCUGGCUCUGCUGAAUGAUCUAAAGAUGAAGCCUUUCCCCAGGAGUCUCCUAUAUUGUGCGUUGCUGUUGUUUUCUGAUUAUGCACACGCCACGUACCACCUCAGAGCAGGAGGUCCUCUGAUAACCGCACAGAGCUACGCUCAGACCAGACACAAUGCUCAACCAGUACUCAGGACGCUGAAUCCAACAAAUCACAGAAGUGAUUACACGUAUAGAGGAAGGUAUCGCUACCACUACCAGCCGCCAAGGAUCCCUCCGCCGGUAGCGUAUCGACCUGUUCCUCUAUCUCCGCCAGUGACUUACCACAGACCCCUGGUCCCCGUGCUGCCCUAUCACCACAGGUUCAAUGGGCCUGCUCCACCACACGUGCAUCACAUAUACAAAGGCUUAUCUCCACCAGUUGCUAAUAAGCCACAUCCCCAACACAGGGUCAAAGGCCCAUGGCCGUACAAACCGAUAGGUCCAUGCCCCACCAAAUUGGCCCCAAUGGCACCAGUUGUAGUCCUCCCGACUCUACCAGAGCCGACAAGGCAGCCGACGUUCCCUGCAACCACGGUGGCACCAGUGACAUUCAUCGUGACCACCGCGUCACCGGUGGAGAUCCCUGCUCUUGGGACGCAACCGGUCAGUACCCAAAGCGGCCUCAUCACCACCGUCAGUCCUGUGGAGACAGAGACAGACUCUGAGUGCAGGAGCCGCCCCCUGGACCUGGUCUUCAUCAUUGACAGCUCACGCAGUGUUCGUCCUGCCGAGUUCGAGAAGGUCAGAAUCUUCCUGGCCAACAUGGUGGACACGCUCGACGUGGGCUCAGAUGCAACCAGGGUGGCCGUGGUCAACUAUGCCAGUACGGUUAAGAUACAGUUCCUGCUCAAGGACCAUUUCAACAAACCUGACUUGAAGAAAGCCAUCGCCCGAAUCGAGCCCUUGGCGACCGGCACUAUGACCGGCCUCGCCAUCAGGACGGCGAUGAAGGAAGCCUUCACUGAGCCGUCUGGAGCUCGGCCUCGCUUCAGGAACAUCUCCAAGGUGGCCAUCAUCGUCACUGAUGGGAGACCUCAGGACCAGGUCGAAGAAGUGUCGGCUGAGGCCCGGGCCGCAGGCGUGGAGAUCUACGCCGUGGGCGUGGACCGCGCAGACAUGCGCUCCCUACAACUGAUGGCCAGUCUCCCCCUGGAGGACCACGUCUUCUACGUGGAGACCUACGGCGUUAUCGAGAAGCUCACCUCCAAGUUCAGGGAGACCUUGUGCGGUCUGGACCCCUGUUCCAUGGGACAUGACUGCGGGCACAUUUGCAUCAACAGCAAUGCCUCCUAUUACUGCAAGUGCCGGGACAGUUAUGUCUUGAACGCAGACAAGAAAACAUGUUCCCUGAAAGAGGUGAGAGCGGAGGUGGUGGAGGAUCCCUGCCUAUGCGAGGCCCGGCUGGCGUUCCAGAAGCAGACUCAGGCGGCCAUCCAGCUGCUCACAGCCAAGCUAGCUGACAUAGCUGAGAGAAUAGAGCAUCUGGAGAACAUGCUGGGCCGUGCGUGAACCUUCCCACGCUGAGGCAGACGACGUCUGCGGGCCGCUGCGUUCCUGGGGAGGAGCUUCCUGUCAUCUGCGACCUCAUCAGUACAGAUUUCAUCCAGAGUGACUAAAGCUGUGAUUCAAAGUUCAUCGACUUGCUGUAUAAACUGACCGCAACAUAUCUCACUGUUGUUUAGGAACUAAUAUUAGGCCUUAUGACUAUUGUUUAAUCUUACUAAAGAGCACUUUAUAGUACACUUUAUGCUUACUCGGUAAAUGAUUAAAUAUUCUUUGAUUACAUUUCGUUAGUAACCUUAGAAAACUGAUCGAAUAUAUGUUAAAAAUUGCAUUAAAUCAGAUUUAUGUGUUAAACAUAUCCAAGCAUUUAUGCUCUGUAUGUCUUAAUGUUAUGAUGGGACAUGUUUCCCAAAACAUAUAUAUGUAGAUGUGACAAAAUAAAUAUAGUAAAGAAUGUUUUUAUGAUUAGGA